Molecule: messenger RNA, 1459 nt
Organism: Zea mays
Lineage: Eukaryota; Viridiplantae; Streptophyta; Magnoliopsida; Poales; Poaceae
Exons: 6
Coding region: 157-1113 (318 amino acids)
Biological process (GO): regulation of DNA-templated transcription
Cellular component (GO): nucleus
Molecular function (GO): DNA binding
Source: RefSeq, marked validated
UCGCCAAUUCGCCAUAUACACACAUACCCAACGACGCACGCGCGUGCGCAAACCACCAACCAGAGCGAGUACCAACCGGCCGGCCCGCCCAACAAGCAGGCGGCUAGCCAUCGACGACCGAACACAUCGAGCUGCCCCCCGGCCGGUCAUAUAUAUAUGCAGGGCGGCGGCGGUGAUCAAACAGGAGGGAGCCUGGGCAUGGGCGUGGGCGUGGGGUACGCCGGCGGCGGCGGCGGCGGCGGCGCCGAGUGCUCGUCGUCCUCGGUGGCGGCCGCGGCUGCCGCCGCCGCGGCAGCGGCGGAGGCGGAGGAGCGGCAGCUGCUCAAGGGGGAGAUCGCGGUGCACCCGCUGUGCGAGCAGCUGGUGGCGGCGCACGUGGGGUGCCUGCGCGUGGCCACGCCCAUCGACCACCUCCCCCUCAUCGACGCCCAGCUCGCGCAGUCCAGCGGCCUCCUCCACUCCUACGCCGCCCACCACAGCCCCUUCCUCUCCCCGCACGACAAGCACGACCUCGACUCCUUCCUCGCGCAGUACCUGAUGCUGCUGUGCUCGUUCCGGGAGCAGCUGCAGCAGCACGUCCGGGUGCACGCCGUGGAGGCCGUCAUGGCAUGCCGCGAGAUCGAGCAGUCCCUGCAAGACCUAACUGGGGUGACGCUGGAGGAAGGGACGGGAGCGACCAUGUCGGAGGAGGACGAGGACGAGGCGCCGAUGCUGGAGGUGGGUCUGGUGGACAUGGGCUCCGACGGGCACGACAUGAUGGGCUUCGGCCCGCUCCUGCCCACCGACUCCGAGCGCUCACUCAUGGAGAGGGUCCGACAGGAGCUUAAGAUCGAGCUCAAGCAGGGUUUCAAGUCAAGAAUAGAGGAUGUGAGGGAGGAGAUUCUGAGGAAAAGGAGGGCCGGGAAGCUGCCUGGGGACACCACCAGCAUCCUCAAGCAAUGGUGGCAGCAGCACUCCAAGUGGCCAUACCCCACGGAGGACGAUAAGGCGAGGCUCGUUGAAGAGACCGGCCUGCAGCUGAAACAAAUCAACAACUGGUUCAUCAACCAGAGGAAGAGGAACUGGCACAACAACUCCCAGACGUCAACCCUCAAAUCAAAGCGUAAAAGGUGAUGGAGAGCUGCGCCACCAUGUACUGCACACCUGACACGUAUACCAAUUACCAACACGCUAAUCAAACGACGUACGGCCAUGCAUGGCGACUCACAAGAAAUAAAGAGGAUCGAUCGAUUCAACUGUAUAUUUCUAGUCAUUAGUCACUAGUCAGAGAGGUGACAGGUUCAUGACACACACAAACACACGUACACUAGUCUGACCACUGGCAUAUUUGCUUGCUGCUGUGAUUAAUAUAUUUUGAGCCGAUCAUGUGCUCGGACCAUACUUUAUUCUUGUUAUUAUUGUAUAGCCAUAGUUUGUCCACCCCACCCCCUGUGCACAUAUAUACAGUGACCUGAUCUGA